AUGUCCUCCUCUUUUCGGGCCCUCGCGGCGGCCAUCGCACCGGCCGUCGUCUACGCGGCAACCCUGCAAGAUGUCUGCACCACGGAGCACGCCCAGCAGGCCCUCCCCGCCGCGGGCACUAUCCCCGGCGUUACCAUCGACUCCGCCUCCGUCCAGACCGCCGUCGUCACCGGCGCCAAUGUCUCCUCGGAGUGGUACCCCUCCGCCACCAUCGACUACUGCAACGUCACCUUCGCCUACUCCCACGACGGCCUCGCCAACGACGUCGUCCACGUAACCUACUGGGUACCCGCCCCGGACGCCUUCCAGAACCGCUACGUCUCCACCGGUGGCGGCGGCCUCGCCAUCAACUCCGGCUCCCAGUACAUCCCCACCGGCAUCAUCGCCGGCGCCGUCUCCGGCAUCACCGACGGCGGCUUCGGCGACUUCAACACCCAGUGGGACGCCGUCUUCCUCGCCGCCAACGGCACCAUCAACUGGCAGUCCGUCUACAUGUUCGGCUACCAGGCCCACAACGAGCUCGCCGUCCUCGGCAAGCAGUUCGCCCGCAACUUCUUCGCCGUCCCCGCCGAGACAAAGCUCUACUCCUACUACCAGGGCUGCUCCGAGGGCGGCCGCGAGGGCUGGAGCCAGGCCCAGCGCUUCGGCGACCAGUUCGACGGCGUCGUUGCCGGCGCCCCCGCCUUCCGCUACGGCCAGCAGCAGGUCAACCACCUCACUGCAAACGUCAUGGAGACCACCGCCAACUACUUUCCGCCGUCGUGCGAGCUGGAGAAGAUCCUCAACCUCACCAUCGCCGCCUGCGACCCCCUCGACGGCAAGACCGACGGCGUCAUCGCCCGCUCCGACCUCUGCAAGAUGACCUUCGACUUCAACACCACCGUCGGCCAGGCGUACUCCUGCGAGGCCACCUCCGGCAGCGGCACCGGCGGCUUCGGCGACCUCGCCAAGCGCCAGGGCCCGCCCUCCAACCCGGGCCCCGCCCAGAACGGCACCGUCUCCGCCCAGGGUGCCGCCCUCGUCAAGCAGUACUACGACGGCCUCAUCGACUCGCAGGGCAAGCGCGUCUACCUCAACUACCAGCCCGGCUCCGCCUUCACCGACGCCAACGCCAAGUUCGACUCCGCGACCAACACCUGGGGCGUAAGCAUCUCCGGCCUCGGCGGCGAAUGGGUCGCGCGCUACCUCCAGCUGCGCGACACCUCGACCCUCGAGUCCCUGACCAACGUCACCGCCGACACCCUCCGCGACUGGAUGCUCUACGGCAUGAACAAGUACGCCGACUCCCUGCAGACGACGCACCCGGAUCUCUCCGCGUUCCAGACCGCCGGCAGCAAGAUCCUGCACGUCCACGGCGAGCAGGACGACUCCAUCCCCGCGGCGUCGUCGGUGCACUACUACGAAUCCGUGCGCAGCAUCAUGUUCCCGGGCCAGGGCUUCAACGAGAGCUCCGCGGCGAUGGACGAGUUCUACCGGCUGUACCUGGUGCCUGGUGGCGCGCACUGCGGGGCGAACUCGCACCAGCCGGGCGGUGGGUGGCCGCAGACGACGCUGCAGACGGUGAUUGACUGGGUUGAGAAGGGGGCUGCGCCGGACACGCUGAACAGCACCGGGGAGGGGAUCGGUGAGCUGUGCAGGUGGCCGCAGCGCCCGCUGUGGACGGAUAACGGCGCCGGGUUCAGCUGUGUGUAUGACCAGGCGUCAAUUGAUACCUGGAAGUACACGUUUGAUGCAUUCAAGAUGCCUGUUUACUAG
This is a messenger RNA of Colletotrichum chrysophilum, 1755 nucleotides long. RefSeq lists its product as uncharacterized. NCBI's taxonomy places the organism in Eukaryota, Fungi, Ascomycota, Sordariomycetes, Glomerellales, Glomerellaceae. The transcript has a single exon. The record is from RefSeq and is a predicted model, not a curated record. The coding region runs from base 1 to 1755 and encodes 584 amino acids.